AUAAAACCCGUUUCUUUUUCUUCGAUUGUUUUUUUGAGUUCACGAAUGCCAAGGUGGUUCUGAUGGAAUCUUAUGUGAUUUGUGAGUUUGGCAACGUAAUUGUAUGUGCUCUGCAUGUUUUCUUGUGUUGUGCUGUUUGCUUUUGACUCAUCCGCGAUUCCAUUUCUGGUGAUAAAGGCAAUCAUAUAUUCACUACAGUUCAUGAAUAUUUAUGGGUAGUCACUCAUUGAUGAUUUGAGAACUUUUAGAAAAACUGGUUCAUAGGUGCUUCCAUCUAUCAAGAUUGAAAGGGGUCUUUUGAGUUUUGUUUACAUUUUUCAGUACUACCAAGCCCACCAUCUUCUGUAACCAUAAAAGAUAGCCCAGAUUUGCACACUUCAUAUUCAGGAACACAAUCCAAAAGAUGGCUUCAGCACAUUUCACUGAACCUACAACUCACUAUUGGCAAGAAAUACUGCCUGCAAAUAUUGCUCGUCCUGAAGCUCCAUGGUGAGUUUAUAUCUCCUCCCAACUCACUUAUUUUCUAACUAUUUUGAUUAUAGGAAGUACAAAUACUCGACUGUUCUUCCUGACAACCGCAUCAUCAACCUCCCAAUCAGGCCACUCCCACCAGCUUUCGAGAAUGAGUCCCCAAAAGAGGCCGUAGCUUCCUUGUUUCUCACUCAGGCUUCUCUACUAGUAGUCGAUGAGCUCGGCUCUUACCUUGGAGCAUGUGUUCGCGAAAGAUUUGGUUCUGAGGUUGAGGUGGUAAUCGGCCUUCCAACCCUAGGUUUGGGUAUUGCUGGAGGCGUUGCCAAAAGUUUCGGUCAUAGUCCGUCUGAUUCUUUGCUGUCAAUCUGAAUUCUGCUGAUAGCAGUAGCACGAUUUGUUGCACUUGGGUACUCGAAGAAAUUCUGGUACACGGAAGAGCUUUCAACUAGUCUCUCGUCUAUCACUUCGGUUGACGAAAAGAAAGUGUAUAUCGACCCCAAUCAACUACCACUCGUCAAAGGCAAGAAAGCGAUCAUAAUCGAUGAUGUUAUCAGUUCAGGUUCGUACUCAGACCUCCUAAUUGCUACUGUCAAGUAACCCCCCGGAUUUCAAGCCCGGGGUUUGUCAAGAUUUCUUUCCUUGCACAUAAUUUCUCAACUAACGUUUCUUCCUACUAGGAAAAACCGUGAACAAGAUAUGGGAUUUUCUUGCAUCGGCCGAAAUUGGUUGCAACGUGAUCGGUGCUGGUUUUGCCAUGGCACAAGGUUCACGAUGGAAGGAAUUUCUUGGUGAGGAAAGGAGCUCCAAAUUGGUUCAGGUAUUCGCCAGCCCCUUGCUUAAAGCUGUCGAGGGUGGAUGGAUUGAGCGGGAAUAAUUUGGCCUUUGGCCCUCGAUCAGUCUCAUGAUAAGAGGUUUCGCUAUAAUAGACUACAUGGAUAGAUAGUCUGAUGACCUAUCUACUUGGACUGGUUACUGUUCAUUUCAAAACAGGCGGAACAAUCUCAAAAUAGCU
Molecule: messenger RNA, 1483 nt
Organism: Hymenoscyphus albidus
Lineage: Eukaryota; Fungi; Ascomycota; Leotiomycetes; Helotiales; Helotiaceae
Source: the annotation of a GenBank genome assembly